AUGAUUUUUACUCUGUUAACUACCCUUGUAUUUUAUACUUUAGGUGCUGAAAAAAGUGAAAUAGAACUGUUUUAAGUAUAAAUUAAAGAUGUUUCACUUGAUUGGAGCGCUAAGACAAUUUCUUUAGACGAAAAGACAUUAAUAUUUACUAAACAUUUUAGAAGCUAUGAGUCUAAAUAUUAGAUUGAAUUAAGUCUCCUAGACAUUUAUAAAAAUGAAUUAAUCAAAAGAGUUAUAGUUGAAGACUAGAAUAGAUAGAAUUAUCAUCCUUAAAUAAUUUUUAUGAAUAACUUCAUUUAUUUAGUUUAUGUUAAACAAGAUUUAAGUAUUGUAUAAUUAGGACUAAAGAAAUACGACUCUAACUUAAUCGAACAAUAGGUUGAUUACACAUUGGGAGAUUCUUUAGAAAAUGCUAAAUUUGAUAAAAAAAUGAAAUUUAUUGAGCUCACUCAAUUAAACAAUACAGCUUUCUCUAUAAUUUGGAGAUCUAGAGGUCAAUCUGUGAAUCAAUUAUAAUGGAAUUACAUUUAAUAUGAUACUACAUCAGAUAAAACAACUUAAAUACUAACACUUCAAGAUAGCAAUGAUAUCUCUAUUGCACAAAAUCAAUUAGGAAUUACUGGUAUAGUACAACUAUAUUAAUAAACUCUUAGUAUAACUAAAAUUGAAAAUUAAAAGAUUACUGAUGUAAUUUUAUCAUCAAAUAAUAAUGUUUUUGAUGAAAAUUUGAAUGCUCUAAAUAUGAUCUCAUUACCUAAUGGAUAAUUUAUCAUUUUUUAAAACAGAUGGGAGUUUAUUGUUGCUAGAUUUGAUCAAUAUUUAAAUUAGAUAAAGACUAAUUUUAUGCGUUUAUCAGGACCAGAAUUUUGUCUUGAAUUUCAGCAAAAACCCACUUUUUAUUAAUAUCAAUAUACUUUAUUUAUUAUGUAUUAAGGAUAUGAUGGUAUAUGUUAUUCUUAGCUUGAUUUCUCAAACCAAAGUUAAAAUGUGAUAUAAUAAAGGAAAAUUUUAAAACCAAAAUUUUGGACUGAAACAUAUUAUCAAAGAGUUGAUGAAUUAGGUUUUAAUAGAUUUUCAUUAAAAUGGUUGAAUUAUAAUUAGUUUUAAUAUGAGUUGCAUACUAUUAAUUUAGAUAUGAAUAUAAAACUAAAUGAGUGUAAAUAAAAUUGUAAAUUAUGUGAUCCAUAAUUUAAAUGUCUAUAAUGUUAGGAUGGAUAUUCAUUUAUAACUGUCAAAAAUGAAUGUGUACCAAUAUGUCCUGAUAAUUGUGAUUACUGCAUCGAUCCUUCAUUUUGUAUAAAAUGUAAAUAGGGAUUUUAGUACACAUCUGAAAAUUUAUGUAUAACUCCUUAAAAUAAUAUCAAUGAAUUAAAAAUAAGUGAUGAAUAAGAACAAAAAGGACUAACUAGAGUCUCAAUAAAGGAUAAUGAAAUUCUAAUUUUAUAUAGUUUAGAUGAAUUCUAAAAAGAGACAUAACUUGUUUUAAAUAAAAUUAAUAGUUAAGGAGUCUUAAUUAAAAAAAUUUUAAUCAAUUAAUAACCAAAUAAAAUACUUGAUUUUGAUAUAUCAUCUUUAGAUGGUGUUUAAUAAUUCCAUAUUAUAAUCAAACGAUUGACAGUGGAUUCUGUACUACAACUUAUUGAUUAUGAAUAUGAUUUUGAAACAAUGGAAAUUCUUAAUGAAAGAAUUCUUGAUGUAUAAUAUUCAAUGUUGAAAGGAAAAAACUAAAUAAGAAUCAUUCAACUUAAGAAUUAAGAAUUUUGCUAUUUUUAUUAAACUUUUGUUGAAUAGAAUAAUUGGUAUCAAUAUUAUUAUGUAAGAAUCGAUGAAAAUGGAAAUUAUUAAAAUUCAGUCUUUAAUUUCAAUCAUUAAUUAUUCAAUUAAAUUGAUAUUUCAGUAAGUCAAAAUAUUAUAUAUGUCAACCUAACAAACAAAGAUUAUUUAUAUCAAUAUAAAAUAGAACAAUAUCAAAUAAUUUAUUUAAAUGAAUAGUAUAUUUAAAUAGACUAUAAAUAUUAGAAGAUAUAUGGUUCAGCAUCUAUCUAUAUUGAUUAUGAUGAAUAUUUCAAUAAACAAAUAUUCAUGAAUUUUACUUCAAUGAAUCCAUCUAAGAUAUUGCAAGUAACUUAAUAAACUAGAAAUAUCAAAAUGUUUUCAUCAUCAAAUUUAGGAUAAUCACAUGUUAUUCUUACUUGGAUUGGUUGUUCUAAUGUAGAACUUGAAAACCCUAUAAGACAAGUUUAUAUUUAAAUUGUUAAUUUACAGACAUAAGAGUUGACUAAUUUAAAGGAAUAAAUAUGUAGUAGUGGUUGUAAUACUUGCACAGAUUAAGGUUUAUGUUUAGAAUGCAAAAAUACUAAAUAUUAAUUGUAAGAUGGUAAUUGUGUAUUAACUUGUGAAAGUAAUUGUGAACUGUGUGAAGUUGAAGAUUAAUGUUUAUAAUGUGUUAGUGGAUUCUAUUUAAAUGAAAAUUUAUUAUGUGAUUAAACAUAAUAAUAAGAUAUAUAUUAAUAAGAUAAUGUAAUUUUAUCAUAUAUUGCUUCAUAUGAUGACUCAAUCUUAUAAGUGUCAUUAAAGAAAAAUAAUAUAAGAAAUGAUGUCAUUUUUGAAGAAUUCAAUAGAUAAGGAUAAUCAAUAUCUGGGGAAAUUAAGGUAUCACAGGAUACAGAGAUAGUCUUAUUUAUUCGUCCUAAAGUUCUUAAAGUUAACAAUUAGAUUGUAAUUUAAUAUAUUAGAAGGAAUGAUUAUUCGGAAAAUCUUGGAUAAUUUGUUAUCUUAGGUGAUUAGUAUAUAUUGAUAAAUAGUUUUAUCACAUAAGGAAUAUUAUAUGGUAAUGAAAAUGUGAUAGAUUUCAUUGCUUCUGAUGAUCUCAGAAUCCAUAUUUUCUUUAUACAAUAUACAAAUUAUUAUUGGGAAGGUCAAAAUAUUUAUUUAGGAUAUGAAAAAUAUGAUAUGAAUAACAUAGGAAAUCCAAAACGUUUAUCAUAAAAUAGCCGUUGGUUAGCUAGAAUUGAUAAGUAAUAAAAAGUUAAAGAUGUUUAAAUUAUGAAAACCAUAUCAUUGUAAAAACUAACUGUUACAUAUACUUUCAUAGAAGAUAACAAUGAAUCAAUCAAAGUAGUGUAUUUAACUGAAUAUUUUGAUUUUAUUUGGAUGGAUUUAUAAGUGAAAUUUGAAUAUUACUUUAAUAAUCAUAAAUUAUGGGCUGUAUCUUAUGAAAAAUUGAAUGCAAAUUUAAUAAAAGUUAAAUUUAAUAAUGAAAAUUAAGAAAUGUAAUAAGAACAUACAAUUGAAUCAUCAUAUUAAUUAAAUUCAUUCUAAAUACUAUUAUAACCUAAGUUUGUAUAUUUCAUUUACACAGAAUAAUCAACUACAAAUGAUAAUAUGAAUAUUUAAAUUAUAAAAUAUUCAUUGAAUGGAGAUAAAUUAAAUUAAAGAUAAAUAUAUCAUAAUGAAUUAUACAUUUAAGAAUUAUCAAGUUCAUCCUCAGAUGAUAUGAUUUAUUUAACAUGGUCCUCCUUCAAGAAUAAUAGAAUAUUUAAAGUGAGAUUAAACUCUGAAUUAAAUACCAUACCUUUUGUUGAAUAAAUAUGCAAUAUGAAUUGUGAAAUUUGUGAUAGUAAUUUAAUUUGUAAAUAAUGUUAAUUGGAUUAUUAAUAUAAUGAAAUUAAUAAUAAAUGUGAACCAAUAUGUGCUGAAAAUUGUUAAUCAUGUAAAACACCUUAUACUUGUGAUUAUUGUAAUGGUAGCUCAAAGUUUAUUGAUUAGAAAUGUACAGAUAUUUCUUAACUUGUAUUGGAAACCUAAAUUUGUUAAGAUUCUUGUUAUGGUUUACCUUCAAUAAUAGAGUUGUCUAAUGAAAAUCCUAUAUAUUCAUAUUUAAAAUAUGAGAAUCAAUAAUACAAGAUAAAUGUUAAUAUAAAAUAAUAAACUUAAAAUAGUAUAAUAUUAGAUUAAAACCUAAUUAGUGAAGAUUAAGAAAUUGCUUAUCAUUAUUUAUAUGCUUAAGAAUAGAAUUUCAUAAUUUUAGUUUGGUUAAGUGGUAAUUGUUAAAUAUAAUGCAGAUUAAUGUUAUAAUUAUUUUAAAAUGAUUUAUAAGCAAUAUCUAAUCCAUAUGAAUUGAGAAUAAUUAAAGUAAAUGUAAAUAAUUUUAAUUUAUAAAUUCAAAAAUUCAAUGAUAAUUAUUUAUUUUUAUGGACAGAAUUAGAUUAAAAUGAUAAAUCAUAAACUAUGUUAGGGGAAUUCAAUUAAAAUAAUGGAUUUUCACUUAAAUUUAACAUAAAUUAAGAUGAAAAUGAUUAAUCCUCUUUUGCUAAAUUAAUUAUUUAGAGUGGCUAUUAUUAGAUUGUAUAUGUUAAGAAUAAUUUAAUUAUUAAUUCAUUGACAGUCGAUGGUUCAACAAAUAAUUAUAGAGAAAUUUAUACAUCUAAAAGACCUAUUGCAUCAUUAACUGUUAUAUAUUCAUAUUAUUAUGGUAUUGCUAUAAUUUGGAUUGAAUAAGAAGAUACAGGUCUUUAUUUUGCAUAUAAUAAUUUGUAUGUUUAAUGGUUUGAUCAAAAUUUAAAUGCUAGAACCUCUUAAUAAACUUUAUUAAGAACUAUUUAAUAAAUUACUUAAUUAAAUGCUCCUAUUAAUUAAUAUUCUUCUAGUGAUUACUUUUUUACAUUGGCAAUAAAAGAAUUAGAUGGUUAAUAUAGAAUUAGAUAUAAAUAUUUAUCAUUUUAUGAUUAGAGAGAAUUUAAACUUGAAGAAUUUAAACUUGGAAAUGCUUUAUCUUAAUAUGCAUUUGAUUAUGGUCACCGUAUUCUAAUAAGAACUAAUUACUUUACUAUAUUAUUUUCAGGUUUUGUUGGUUCAUCUCAAUAAUUAUUCUAUUUUAAUGCUCACUAAUUUUCAACACCUUCAGAUAAUUGUUUCUAAAGGAAUAGUAAAGAAGAAUGUAUAUGGUGUAAAUAAGGAUAUUAUAUAUUUGAAAAUUAAUGUGAAUUAGAAUUGCCAAAACAUUGUGCAGAUGGUGAUAAUGGAAUUUGUGAAGUAUGUGAUUUAGGAUAUAUGUUGACUGUUGAUAAGGUAUGUUCAUUAGAAGAUUAAAGAUAUAAGGAAAUGAAAAUGAACACUUAUAUACUGUAAAGUAAAUAAAGAAUUACUACAUUUAAAAAUGGUGAUUAUGUAACAGUUUGGUAUAGAUAAUACUAUGAAAAUUAAGGAACAGGUGUAUUUAUGUCAAUGUUUAAUGCUCAUGGUAAGAAAAUACUUGAUGAGAAAAGAAUUAGUUUAUCAUCUGCAGGAAUUCAAAUUUAUCCUGAUGUAUAGGCUUUGGAAAAUGAUUAAUUUUGUGCUGUUUGGAUUGAAGGAGAUUUAAAAAUAUAAGCAAAGAUUAAAAUUUAAAGAUUUACUAAAGAUUUUGUUAGAAUUGGUGAUGAGAUUACAGUCAAGGAUAAUGUUUAAUUGAAAAAUACAAAACAAUUUGAUACUCCAGUAAUGAUAUAAUCUAUAAUUAAUGGAUAUGUUAUUGUAUGGACACAAAAUCAUUUAGAAUCUAAUAAAUUGAUAGAGAAACUUCAUGUAGUCUUUUAUGAUUUAUAAGAUGUUUAAUAAGGGUUCUUUAUUUUAAAUAAUUAAGAAUCUAUUAGAAAUUCUGAACCAGUAGUUGCAUCAAAUGAUCAAAUUAUUGUAAUUGUAUGGUAAUCAGAUUAAGGAAUUAUAGCAAGCAAAUUUAGUCUAAAUUAUGUUUAUAUUAGUUAAUAAAUUCUAUCAGGAGAGGGUUAAGCUCCUACAAUUAGUGUUUUAAGUGAUAAUAAAUUUAUUAUUGGAUGGAGAGAAACCUUUUUAAAUAGUAAUGAUAUUAUGAGUCAGAAUAUUAUGUAUAGAAAAUACUCUUCAGAUUUAAAUACUUAUGAAUUCAGUAAUUAGAUUAUGAUUCAAGAUCAUAAUUUGAAUAAUCCUGAUGUUUUAUCUACAAACAAUGGAUUUUCAAUUAUCUUUGAAAAUAGACAUUCAUUAAUGAGUGAUUUAAGAAAUCUUAAAAUGUAAUUAUUUAAUAUAGAUGGAUAUUAACUGACUAAUAUCAUAGAUGUUUAUAAUGAAAUGAAUCUAUAUCCACAUCAUCCUUAAUUAACAUAAUUACCAUAAGGAGAAUUUUUGGCUACAUGGACAUUAAGUCAGUUAUAAGAGACAAGCUUUUAAGAUGAUUUAUACAUGAAAAGAUAUAAUAGUAAUGGAAUUUAAUUACCUAUGGAUACAGUUGUUUGUUCUUAGAAUUGUUAAUAAUGCAAUGAAAAUGAUAUUUGUUUAGUUUGCAUGAAUAAUUAUGUUCUUAAUAACAAUAUUUGUGUUUAAUCAAUACCACAUUGUACAUCAUAUUCAUAAAAUAGUGUUGAAUUAGUUUGUGAAACUUGUGAAACAGAAUAUAAAUUAAGUCAAAAUAUUUGCUACAAAGAAACAAAGACAUAAUAACUAAAUGUUGAAUUUAUAAAUGAAAUCACUUCAAAAUUUGCUAUGAUCAAAUAUUAAAAUAGUGAUAUUUUAUUUAUUUGGAAGAAUGAAACAUCUUAUAACUUCUAAAAGUUUGAUUAAUAUGGUAAAUAAUAUUAUGCACCAAAAUAAAGUAAUAUACAACCUAUGCCUUAUUAUUAAUAAAUAAAUGCAUUUGAUGCAUGUGAGAUUGAUAAUAAUUACUUUGUUUUAGCCUAUUUUGAGCAUGUGAAUGUGAUUUAAGUUUCAAUUUAUGAUGAUAAAGAAAAUAUGUUAAAUCAAUAAUAAUUUGUAUUCAAUUUAUAAUAAUAAUAUUGGGAUAACAGAGAAUACUUUAUAAUUACUAAAUAUUUGGGGAAUAAUAAAGUAGCAAUCAUCUAUCAAUAAUUUGAUGAAUCAACUAAUUAAGCAUAUUUAUUUAUGUAAAUUAUAAAGAUUAACGUUUAAGAUGGAGGUGCUUACAUGUCAUUUGAAUAAUAAAUAGUUAUCCUUUAAACUUAAUAAUAAUAAUACUAAUCUUAAUCUUAAUCCAUUAAUGUUGAUAUUAUUAAUAAUCAGAUUAAGAUAUGGAUUGAAAAUGUUCAAAAUUCAGAAAUAAGAUACAUUUAUAAAACUUAUGAUUUCUUUGGUAAUCUAAUAAAAACAAUUAAAAAGAAGAAUGAUAAUAAUUAAGUAGAAUAUAAAAUUAUGGAAUUAUAAGAUGGGUCAUUCCUUGAAGUUUGGACUGAAAUUUCUUAUUCUAAAUAUGAAGUAUAUUAUGUAAUUAAAAUGAAUGAUCAAAAUAAAUUUGAACCAAAGAAAUUAUCUACAAGUUCAGAAUUAUAUAAACUUGAUUUAAAGAUACAUUUAUUAAGUGAUUCAAUUGCAGUUAUUUGGAGAGAAGGUUCAUAUAAAGCUGAUAUGACAGCUAAUACAAUUUACAAAACUGUUUUAAUAUCAAAACAAAAUUAUUAAUAAGUUACAAAUCCAAUAUAAUUGAAUUCAGACAGUUUUGUAAAGAAAGGAAAAGAUAACUUAUUGAAAUUACUUGAAUUACCAAAUUAAGAUAUUGUUAUUGGAUGGAUUUCUUAUAAUAUAUUAGUUAAUUAAAAUGCUAUAUCUGCUAUAAAAUUAAAUAAAGAUGGUUAAAUAAUAGAAUUUACUUAAUUUAGAUGUUCAUAAGGAUGUUAAGAAUGUACAAACUUAGGUAAAUGUAUAAGAUGCUACAAUGAACAAAAAUAUAUAUUAAAUGCACUUGGAAAUUGUAUUCCUAAAUUAGGAGAUUGUCAAAAUUAUAAAUCUGAUUGUAAAUAUUGUUUGGAUGGAUACUAUAAGAAUAGAUAUCUUGAAUGUAAUGAAAUAAAAUAAAAUUUGGAGAUUGAUAUUAUGGAAUAGGAAAAUGAUUAUCAAGUUGCAACUUAUAAGAAUGGUACAUUUAUAGUGGCCUAAAAAUAUUCAGAGAAAUCAAUAGGAAUUAGAGUAUUUAAUUAAGAAGGUACUUAAGUAAAAGAUUAUUAUAUGAUACUUGAAGGUCCUAUAGAUACACAAUAUUCUUAUGAUCCAAAUAUUAUUAAAUUUUCAAUGAUUAUUGAUGAUCAAGAUGUUUUAACUUUUGUAUAUAUAUAAGGUUACUAUCCAAGUUAAUUAUAUAUUACAUAAUAAGUAAUUGAAUAAUAUGAUAAUCAAUUAAAUAGAAUUGGGGAUAUAAAAUUGAUUCCUGUGAAUACCUAUUCAUAUACAUAUUAAGAUAGAUUGAUAGUGAAACUUUUAUAAAAUAAUAUGAUUGGAAUAGCUUUGUUUAUAGAUCAAAAAGUAAUAUUCAGUUUGUAUAAUUCUGAUCUUAGUUAAUUAAUAGGAAAUACAGUCAUACCAACUUAAAUGUAAUUUGAGUUUAUAUCUAAUGGAGAAUAUAUUUUAUAUGGAUAUUAAGAGAAUUAAUGUGAUUUAAUUUAUGAAUAAUGCACAGUUAUAAAGGUUUAUGAUAAAUAAUUAAGAUUUAUAAAGGAUUUAGUAAUUAAAGAUGGAUAAUAUAUCAAAAUGGCAAUUAAUAAUCAAAAGUAAUUCAUAGUACUAACCUAAUCAUAAAUAAAUGUUAUUGAUAAAACAACAAUUAUUAAGUCUAGUCCAUUUAAUAAAUAAUAAAUAUUGGCUAUUUCAAUUUUUGUAAAUGAAAAUAAUGAAUUAGUAUUACUAUCUCUUGAUUCUAAAUAAUAAACAUCUAUUUUAUUAUUAACAUAUUAUAAUUUAGAUGGAUUAGGUAAAGCAGAUGUUUAAGUAAAUAUGAAAGAAAUAGAAAUAACAUCCUAUAAUCUAUUUUAACUUUAAAAUUUAGAUGUUUUUAUUAUAUUUACUGGAAGAACAUUUGAUUAAAAUACAUGGAUGAGCAGAUAAUAUUUAAGAUUAGCAAGAUUUGAUUAAUAUGGAAAAUCUUUAAGUACAGCAUAAAUAAUAUGUCCUUAAAAUUGUGAAUUCUGUUUCUAAACAACAAUUUGUAACAUUUGUAAACCUGGAUAUAAUAGGAAUGAAUAAACUUCAUUAUGUGAAAAAAUAUGCACUAUUUAGGGUUGUCAAUCAUGUGAGAAUUCUAAUUGUGAUGUUUGUAAAGAUGGAAUGUUCAUUAGUUAGGAUGGAAUUUGUGUUACACUCACUUAAGAUCCUUCUAUUGAUGCAAAUGUCAAAUAUUCUAUUAAUUAAUAAUUUAAUUAUGAAUUGAAAAAGAAAGUUUUAAAAUUCUCAAAUAAUGAAUUUGCUUUAAUUUAUGAAAGUUAUGGAUAUAUAAAGAUGACUAGAUUCAAUGCAUAAGGUUAAGAAUUAAUGUUUACUGAACUCAAUUUAAAUACUUAUAUUUUAUCUUUAGAUGCUGCAAUAAUCAAUAAUUAAAUUUAUCUUGUAAUAGUGACUGAAAUGGAAUCAUUUAGUUAUUAAGUUUAUAGUUUUACUGAAACAACCUAAUAAUUUAAUCUAUAGUUUAGAAAUGAUAUUUAAUAUCAAAUUACAUAAGUUAUUAUCAAAGGUUUUACAACAAACUAUGUGAUUCUAGUUUCUUUAUCUGAGUAUUAAUUUGAUAAUUAUGGAUAUUUAAGAUGUUUAUCAUAAUCCCUUUACUUUUACAAUGAAAUUAAUUAAUAAAUAGAUUUUAAAUAAAAUUUUAAUAAUCCUUCACCUUUUACAUAAGAAUAUUGUAAUGUCAAUAAGAUAAAUAGCUUAUACAUUUAUUCAGAUAUUCUAUAUACAGUAAUUACUAGUUAAAUAAAUUUAAAGAUAAUUGCAAUUAAUUCAUAAGGUUAAUUUUUUGGAGAAAGUAUAUUAGAAAUACCAAAUAUAGAAUAAAUUGAAUUUACAUUAGAUUUUGAAUAGAUUGUCAUUCUGUAUAAAGAAAUUGGAUCUUAAAAUUGGAACUUUAGGAUUAUGAAUACUUAAUAUUAAAUGAUAUUUAAUAAAGAUAAUUAUAUAAGAGGAGAUUUAAGUGUCAAUAUGGUUACUACUUAAUCAUCAAUUGUUAUAGCUUGGAGUCAGAUAAAAUUAUAAUCAACAGUAGAAUAUGUAGUAUUAGAUAGAUUAGGAUAAAAGAUUAAUUCAGGUUAUAUUAAUGGAUAAUACAGUUUAAGACCAUUAUUAACUGAAUUAGAUAAUCAAAUUGUCUGUUUAGUUUGGAGUGUUUGGACUAAUCAAUAACAAUGGACCUUAUCAUAUUCCCUAUUAGAUAAAACUGGAAAAUAUAUUGAAUUUACAAAUAUUAGUUGUCCUUAGAAUUGUUUAUAAUGUUCUGAUUCAUCUUCAUGUUAAUAAUGCUAACCAGGAUAUGAUUUAAUGACCUAUUAUAUGGAGAAAGAUGAAAAAUAUUCAGUUUGUUCAAAAAAAUGUGAUCCAUUCUGUGAUUUUUGUGAUUUUGGAGAAUGUUCAAGAUGUUAAAAAAAUUAUUUUGUUGAUUAAGAAGGAAUUUGUAAAUAGAAUGAAUUUGAAAAUAAAGCUAUUUAAAUAAAUGAAUUUUCAUAAUUUAGUUAAAUUGCACCAAAUGCUGCUAAAUUUAGAGAUGGUUCAAUUUUAAUGGCAUGGUCAAGUAAUAAUGAAGAUGAAGAUAGUUGGGGAGUGUUUGCUUAAUUGUUAAAUAAUCAAGGUUAAAAGGUUGGUAACAAUUUUAAAGUAAGUUAAAGUGUAUUUGGUACAUAACAUAGUCCAUAAGUAGCUGUAUUAGAAGAUGAUACAGCAAUUAUAACAUUUAUUGAAGGUAAUCCAGAAAAAGAAGCAAUAAUAAAAGGAAUAAGAUUUAAUAAUCAAUUAUAAACUAUAGGUAAUGAAUAACUAUUUACGACAUUUAAUAUAAAUAAUUUCUAAUUGAAUUAUUAGUUAAUCAAUAAAAUAAUAAGUCUUAGAAAUGGUGGAUUUGUUAUUCUUUGGAUUUCAAUUAAUCAAAUAAAUUUAUAAUUUUAUGAUUCUGCAAGUAAUUUAAUUAUUUAAACUUAAAUUGUUGAUGUUAAUGAAAAUUAUGAUUUAGAAGUGGCUUUAACAAUAACUGAUUUAGCUAUAUUACAUAGAAAAAAUAUUGAUAAUAGAUAUUCUGUAAGCAUUUACACAUAAGAAGGAGUCUUCUUAUCUAAUUAAGAAUUAUUUGGUUGGGAAAUGGAUUAAAUACAUUAAUUAAAAUUGAUUAGUAUUUCUCAUUACUUUGCAUUGGCUAGUAUCAUUUAAUUAUCUAACGAAUAGUAAAUCAAAUUGUAAUUUUAUAACAAUCAAUUCUUACCAUAUGGAAAUCCAAUUAUUGUUGCUACAAAUUCAUUUUACUAAUAAUCUAAAUAUAAAUACUUCUAAAAGAUUGAAUUAUUUAGUUUAAAUGAUGGUGCAUUAUUAAUAUUAUAAGAAUCUAGCAGAUUAUCUUAUUAUCGUUAAUUUUAUAUUGAUAUUAAUUGGCAAGUAACUGAAUUGCUAUCAUUUGGAUUCAACUUGUAAUACCAACAUAUUUUCUAUCAUAUGAGAAUCUAUGCUAUAACACAUAAUAAUAUUGAUCAAUAUUUCUUAUAUUGGAAUGGUUUAUCAUAAAUAUCUCAAACAUCCAUUAGUUAUGAUUAAAAUAAUAUGAACAUUUAUAUCUAAAGAUUAUCUAAAAAUUCCCAAAUAGUUCCUAUUGAUUAAAUUGUGUGUUCUAAUGAUUGUAAAUCAUGUGAUACUUAAAACACUUGUUCUUAAUGUAUAAAUUAAUAUUUAUUGUAAAAUCAAUAAUGUAUACCAUAAUGUGAAAGCAAUUGUUUAAUAUGUUCAAUACCAAGGAUUUGUGAAGUUUGUUAAGAUGGAUACUAUUAAAAAAUAUCAGGUAAAUGUUCACCAAUUCCAGUAAAUUAUUAAGAACCAUAAGUUCUAAUGAAUUAUCCAAUUAAAACAAAUAUAAUUGAUAUGGAAUUAUUACCAAAUGGAUAGUCAAUUUUUUACACUUAGUAAACUCUAUAUGAUCAAUAAAAAGAAAUAUUUACUUUAUACAUUUAUUAAAAUAAUGAAAUAAUCAAAUAAAUAGAAGUUUAAACAAAUACAUUAACAACUAAUUAUUAUUCUAUUUAUCCAUACUAUUUAGAAGAUAAUUAUUAUUUAAUAUUCUAUAUCAAGGAUGGCAUCAGAAUUAUUAAGUAUAAUGCUUAACAAGAAGAAGUCUUAAACCUUUUCUUACAAAUUGAGUCUAUUGAUUCUGCAAUUGAAUUUUAGAGUUUAAUUUUGAAUCCAAUUGGUAAUAAUUAAUACUCUCUAUUAUAUUAUAAGUUUGCAUCAGGAGUCUUUAGAGUGUUAUAUGAUGAAGUAUUUAAUGAGAUUCAAAAAGAAUAAGUAUGGUAAGAUACUUAAUAUUGGUAUGGUUUUUAGAAAAAUAGAAAUUAACUCUUUUUAUAGAAAUAUGAUGAAAAAUAAACAUUUACUAAUUCUCAAGUUAUUCAAUAAACAACUUAAAUUUGUAUUUAUUCACAAUUAUUAUAAACCAAUUCUUGUGAUAUUUUUAAACUUUCUAAUGGUAAUAAGAUUUAAAUAAUUUAUGGAACUUAAAAUCUUAAAUAUUAUAGUUUAACUAACUAAGAAACAUCUUAUCAAAUUUAUUAUAGAAUAUUAGAUAAUUAAAAUAUUCCAUUAACAACAGAAGCCUAAGUUUUAGAGAAUACAUUUUCUAAUCAAUAAUUUGCUAUGUUAUUUACAUUUUAAGAUUCAUUUACAAUAAUAAUUGAAAAGCCAUAUAAUUAUUUAUAUAAUGGAAAUAUUGAAAUAUAUUCAUAAAGAUUUGAUAAUGCAGGUAUGAGAAUUGGAGAAUAAUAAUUUAUUUUAUUCAAUAAAGGAUGGUAGAGAAAAUUCUAUAAACAAACCUCAAAUGGAUAUGUGAUAUACUCAGAAGAGAGAAUCUAUUCAGAAUUACCAUAUGCAAUCAUUUACUUUAAAUAAUAUGAUGAAUUAGGAAAUAUACAAGCAUGGACUACAAAUAAUAAUUGUAUAGCUAAUUGUGAUAAAUGUAUCAAUUCCUAUUAUUGUGAAUAAUGUAGUUAGAAUUAUUAACUAGAUACUACUAAUAAAUGUAAAUUAACAUGUCAAUCUAAUUGUAAUUAAUGUUCUAGUUUUACAAAUUGUGAAUCUUGUAAUGUUGGAUAUAAAUUAGAAAAUGGAUAAUGUGUUAAAAUUGAUUGUGUUACUAAUUGUGCUUAAUGUUUAGAAGAUACUACUUCAACUACAGGAACAGUUUGUUAAUUGUGUAAUGAUAAUUACUAUCUCAGUAGUGAUAGUUAAUAAUGUAUUCCUUAAUGUCCUUCUAAUUGCAGUUAAUGUACUGUUCCUCUUGAAUGUGAAACUUGUGCUUUCGGAUAUGUUGUUACAUCAGACAAAAAAUGUUAAUAAGAAAAUUCAUCCAUUCUAGAUUAAAUCAAAAAUACUACUGUUGGAACACCUCUUAUGGCUACUUUCCCUGAUGGUAGUUACAUUCUUAUGUGGUAUUAAAAUGGAGAUAAUGCUGGUGUCUAUUUCUAAUUGUAUUCUGCUGAUAAUAUUAAGGUUGGAGAUCCAAUGAAAGUUACUGGAAAUACUAGAAGAUUGUUAAGUUAAUAAUCUAUUAUUUAAAAUUAUUAUGCAGAUAUAAUAGCAAUUGAUUAUGAAUUCUUUGUUACUUGGAUGGAUGCUUCUGCAGAAUCAACUGAUGUUAAAUUAAAGAAGUUUUCAUCUGAUGGAACUGCUUAAAGUCAAGAUUUAUUAAUAGGAACUCAUUAAAAAACAGAUUUAUAAGAUAUUAAAAUACCUUGUCAAAUCAAAAAGACACCUAAUAAUUCAUUAUUGAUUGCUUAUAUGGCUAAAAGUGAAAAAUAAUCUGAUGAUUUCUCUAUGUUCAUAUCAUCAUAUGAUUCUUUUAUGAAUAGUAAAACAUAAGUUCAAGAAAUUAAAAAAGUUAACUAAUUAGCUGCUCCAUCUAUUGUAUCAGAUGAAAAUGGCAUUAUCUCUUUAACAUAUUAAAGUGAUGGAUAUGUGUUUGUUUAAUAAAUUACUGAAGAUGGCAAUUUAAUAGAUACUCCUAAAGCAAUUGCUGACUCUAAUUCUAUCAAUCUAAAAGUUACUAAUUUAGCUAAUGGAAUUAUGGUAUUUUUAUGGGAAAAUAAAAAUCUAUAGCUAUCUUAACCUCAAUUCAUUUUGAAUUAUUAAUUAAUAUCUAAAGACUUAAAAACUAGAAGUGAAGUUAAGAGUGUUGGUGAUAUUUAAAUUGCUUCUUUAACUCCAGAUAUUCAAUCAUUUAAUGAUGGAUUUAUAAUAGCCUGGAAAAUCACUGACUCUAAUUAUAAAUCAAUAGGGCUUGAAUUUUAGAUAUUUGAUUCUAUGGGAAUGUCUAAUACAUAAAUUAUUGAAGUAUAAAUUGAAGGCAUUUAUCCAUAAACUCCUAGAAUAUAAAUUAUCAAUGAGAAUUAAUUUGCAGUUACUUGGACAGCCAAAAAUAUUGAUUCUGAUGGAACAAUACUAGGAGAUGGUAUUUUCAUGUAAAAAUACAAUAAAUAUGGAACAUUAAUAACAGAUUCAUCAUCUUCCACUGAUCUAUGCAGUUAUUAAUGUUAAAGUUGUUAAUCACCAUUAGUUUGUUUGAAAUGUUAAUACGGUUUCUAUUUAAACAAAAGUAAUUAAUGUAUUAUGGAUUGUGGUGCAUUUUGUGAUUCUUGUGAAAUCCCUUGGACAUGUUAAAAAUGUAAGAAUGGAUAUCAAUUAAAUAAUAAUGAAGCUUGUAUUGAAACUGAAUGUCCAGAAGGCUACUUUAGAAAUACCAAUACUAAACUUUGUGAACCAAAAUGUCCUGAUGGAUGUAAUGAUUGCUAAGUUCCAAAUAUUUGUGUCACUUGUAAGAGUGAAUAUUAAUUAUCUGAUUCUUCAUGUAUUCCUUAUACUGUAGAUCCUGGACCUGAUAAUUAAUCCACUGUUAUGGCAAUUGUGAUUAUCAUCUUAGCAGCAGCAUUCAUAAGUGUAUCAGCUUGUUCUAUCACUUUAUAUUGCAAAUAUAAAAAAUUGAUUAAAGAACCAAGUUUUAGUCGAGUACAUCCAGUAUAAGACGUAAACAAAAGUAUUAGUAAUGUAAGUUGCAAUGCCAGUGUAAUUAGAUUGAGAUAAAAUGAAUGAU
This is a messenger RNA of Paramecium pentaurelia, 15058 nucleotides long. The record is from the annotation of a GenBank genome assembly. NCBI's taxonomy places the organism in Eukaryota, Ciliophora, Oligohymenophorea, Peniculida, Parameciidae.